Cyprinodon variegatus (sheepshead minnow) is the source of this 2656-nucleotide messenger RNA. RefSeq names its product NADH:ubiquinone oxidoreductase core subunit S1 (gene ndufs1). Bases 118 to 2337 code for a protein of 739 amino acids. Gene Ontology annotation, biological process: ATP synthesis coupled electron transport. Lineage: Eukaryota; Metazoa; Chordata; Actinopteri; Cyprinodontiformes; Cyprinodontidae. Gene Ontology annotation, molecular function: iron-sulfur cluster binding; NADH dehydrogenase (ubiquinone) activity. The record is from RefSeq and is a predicted model, not a curated record. Gene Ontology annotation, cellular component: membrane. The transcript has 19 exons.
CACACAACUAGUCCUCUUGUUCGGGAUUAUGGUCAGGAUUACUUAAUCCGUGACGCAGCAGAAAUAGAAGACAGUCAACAAUCUGCGAGGCAAGCAGCCCACCAUAUACCCACAGGCAUGUUGCGUUUGCCUGUUAUGAAUCGCAGUUUCCUUCCAGCAGCUAUCAUUAAAGCAGGCGCGGCUGCUGCAGCUCACAAUGCUCGCGCUGCAUCUGCAGCCACAGCCGCUGCUGCUGCCAGGAGCCUCCUGGAGGUGUUUGUGGAUGGGAAGCCUGUCAUGGUGGAGCAAGGAACUACGGUGUUGCAGGCAUGUGAGAAGGCUGGGAUGCAGAUACCCCGCUUCUGUUACCACGAGCGCUUGUCAGUUGCUGGAAACUGUCGUAUGUGUCUUGUGGAGAUAGAGAAUGUUCCCAAGCCUGUUGCAGCCUGUGCAAUGCCUGUCAUGAAAGGCUGGAACAUCCUCACCAACUCUGACAAAACAAGAAAGGCCAGAGAGGGUGUGAUGGAGUUUCUUCUGGCAAACCAUCCUCUGGAUUGUCCAAUUUGUGAUCAAGGAGGUGAAUGCGAUCUUCAGGACCAGUCCAUGCAAUUUGGCAGCGACCGCAGCCGCUUCACGGAGGCCAAAAGAGCAGUUGAAGAUAAAAACAUUGGACCCCUUAUAAAAACCAUCAUGACCCGCUGUAUCCAGUGCACUCGCUGUGUGCGUUUUGCCAGUGAGAUAGCAGGAGUGGAGGACCUCGGCACCACUGGGAGAGGCAACGACCUCCAGAUUGGGACCUACGUGGAGAAGAUGUUCAUGUCAGAGUUAUCGGGGAACAUAAUUGAUAUAUGUCCAGUGGGAGCUCUGACGUCUAAACCUUACGCCUUCACCGCUCGUCCCUGGGAGACCAGGAAGACUGAAUCCAUUGAUGUUCUGGAUGCUGUGGGGAGUAACAUAGUGGUGAGCACCCGUGGAGGAGAAGUGAUGAGAAUUUUACCUCGAAUUCACGAGGACAUAAAUGAGGAAUGGAUCUCUGAUAAAACCAGGUUUUCUUAUGAUGGACUAAAGAGACAGAGGCUUAUUCAACCAAUGGUGAAAAGUGAGUCAGGGAACUUCGUCCCAGCAUCGUGGGAAGACGUGCUAACCCGAGUGGCCGGAGCGUUGCAAAGCGUCCAAGGAAGCGAGAUUGCGGCUGUUGUCGGAGGUCUGGCUGACGCAGAGGCUCUGGUUUCCCUGAAAGACUUGCUGAACCGUUUGAACAGCGAUAACCUAUGCACUGAGGAAAUGUUUCCCAUGGCUGGAUCUGGAACUGAUCUACGUUCAAACUAUCUUCUGAACACCAGCAUUGCUGGCAUUGAAGAAGCUGACGUGCUCCUGCUAGUGGGUACUAACCCUCGCUAUGAGGCUCCUCUCUUCAAUGCACGCAUCAGAAAAAGCUGGUUGCACAACGAGCUGCACAUAGCUUUAGUGGGCAAGGAAGUGGAACUAAGCUACACGUAUGAUCAUCUCGGAGAGUCCGCCAAGGUCCUGAGAGAAAUUGCUUCAGGAACACACCCGUUUGCUCAGCUUUGGGCUCAGGCGAAGCACCCUGUUGUUGUAGUUGGCAGCAGCUGCCUGCAGAGAGAGGACGGGGCUGCGAUAAUGGCUGCUGUGUCAACUAUUGCUCAGAAUGCUGGAGUCAGCAGCGGCCAGCAGGAAACCUGGAAGAUCCUCAAUGUGCUUCAUAGGGUUGCCAGUCAGGUGGCGGCACUUGAUCUUGGAUAUAAGCCAGGUGUUAAAACAAUCAAGGAGAAUCCACCCAAAAUUUUGUUUCUGCUGGGGGCGGAUGCUGGCUGUAUUACUCGUCAAGACCUGGCAAAAGACAGCCUGAUCAUUUAUCAAGGCCACCAUGGCGACGUAGGCGCCCCAACAGCCGAUGUCAUUCUCCCCGGAGCUGCAUAUACAGAAAAAUCUGCCACUUAUGUGAACACUGAGGGCCGUGCCCAGCAGACCAAGGUUGCUGUGACUCCUCCUGGAAUGGCCAGGGAGGACUGGAGGAUCAUAAGAGCCAUAUCUGAGCUGGCCGGCGUGACUCUGCCUUAUGACAGUCUUGAUGAAGUACGUGACAGACUGGCAGAAGUUUCCCCUAAUCUUAUUCGAUAUGAUGAUAUUGAGGAGGCUAACUACUUUAAGCAGGCUAAUGAACUGUCCAAGGCUGUGAACCAAGCUGACCUCGCUGAACCUUUAGUUCCUCCACAGCUUACUGUGAAGGACUUUUACAUGACAGAUCCCAUAAGCAGAGCCUCACAGACUAUGGCGAAAUGUGUAAAAGCCGUCACAGAGGGAGCACAAGCUGUGGAGGAGCCGGCAGUUUGCUAAAGCACAAACAAGAGCUGUCAAAUGAUGCGCACAACUUUUAAAUUUGCACUUUUACUUUAUGCAUACUGUUUUGCACAGUGGAGCAGAUGUUCUGUAAUAGGGGCAUUGUGUUACAAUAUAUUAUCAGCUUGUAUUUAAUAGAAAUUCUGAGAUGCGCUUUAAAUAACUUCUCUCAUUUUAACUAAUCUGACCUUAAACUGUGAAAUCAUUAUGGGGUAUAUUUAUUUUUUUUCUGUAAGAUGUUAGAAGAUGUUUUUAUUAGGUAAACAAAGUAUAUUUUGUGUAUAUUUUUGAAGAAAAAAAAAUGUAGGAAGUCAAA